AUGUCGUCAUCGGCGCCAGAAGAAGUCGAAUCGAUGGAGAUCGUCCACGAGAAGCUGGAGCACCUGGUGCACUCGUGCAACUGCCGCUUGCCCAAAUGUCCCCAGGUGCAUUGCCGUAGAAUGAAGAAGGUGGUCGCCCAUGCGAUCAAGUGCGAGGCCCGUAGGACGGGACAGUGUCAGCUCUGUCGCCGACUCAUCGCUCUCUGCUCCUACCACUCGCAGCAGUGCCAGCGCGCCGUCUGUCGCGUUCCGUUCUGCAUGAACAUUCGGGCGGCCGAGAAAGAGAAGGAGGACGCGGUCGAGGAGAACGUGAUCGUCGACAAGUCUCAGGAGGACGUCGGGACGGAGUGA
This is a messenger RNA of Caenorhabditis sp. 36 PRJEB53466, 351 nucleotides long. The record is from the annotation of a GenBank genome assembly. Lineage: Eukaryota; Metazoa; Nematoda; Chromadorea; Rhabditida; Rhabditidae.